AUGGCUACCCGCAGUGUCCUUACCUUUGAUGCUGAGGGUCGUGCUGUUGACUUUGAGGUCUGGGUCGAUGACCUCCAGCUGUUCCUCCAGUGCGAUAGGGCAAAUGGACUCUCUCUGUUCGAUCUCACCUCUGGUGUCUCUCCUGCCUCGCCUGCUACUGCUGACAGCACUAUUCGCUCACAGUGGGCCACACACGAUGCUGCUGCCCGCCUUGCUGUGCGUCGCCACUUACCGCCCACUGAGCGUGCGCACUUUAGCCAGUACAAGAGUGCUCAGACCUUGUACGACGCUGUAGUUGCACACUACUCCUCCCCUGCCACUGCUGCACUUAGCCGCCUCAUGCUGCCGUACCUGUUCCGAGACCUUGCUGCCUUUCCUACAGUCGCUGACCUCAUUACGCACCUCCGCACUAGUGACACUCGCUACCGCGCUGCGCUUCCUGCUGAGUUCUGUGCCAAGAACCCCCCCCCCAUGUACAUCACCCUCUACUACAUAGUCACCCGGCUCCCUGACUCUCUUCGCUUAAUCAGGGACCACUUCCUCUCAGUUUGCCCCACCACACUCACCGUUGACCUCCUCGAGGAGCGCCUCCUAGCAGCAAAGAAGAGCAUAGUCGCUGUUGGAGCCUUUCGUGGUGACCCUCGCACCCCCGUCUUUGAGGGGUGUUCCCCCUCCCCCCUCUUGCCCUCUAUUGCCUCUGCCGCUGCGGCCGACCUCGUUGGUUUCGAGUCGGUCGGCGCUGCGUCUGCCCCUAGUGGGAGACGCCGCACCGGCAAGGGCAAGGGGGGCAAGGGCGCAGGAGGGGCUGGCGGGGGCGGUGGAGGUGGUGGUGGAGGCAGUGGAGGGGGUGGGGGUGGUAGUGAGAGUGGUGGCGGGGGUGGAGGUGUCGGUGGCAGCAGUAUAGGCGGUGGAGGCGGCGGUGGUGGCGGAGGGAGCGGAGACAGCGGAGGUGGCGGAGGCGGCGGAGGUGGCGGAGGCGCCGGAGGUGGCGGAGACGGCGGCGGGGGCGGUGGAGCUGGUCGCGGCUCUACGAAGAGGAGUGGCUCCGGUGGUGGUCCGCGCCAGCAGCAGCAGCGGGCUCGUGAGACCCCGUCCCCUCAGCAACUUCGUGAGUGGGCUGGGGUUGCUAUCUUUGAUCUUGAUUAUGAUGCUUUUCUUGCUGCCAUGUAUGCUGUGUCUACUAGUGAUGAGGGUGACUGUUACCUGUGUGUUCCCCCUGACCCGCGCAUUGAGGCUGCUGCUCUAGGUGCUGGUGAGGCUCCUGCUCUAGGUGCUAGUGCGUCUUCUGCCCCAGGUGCUGGUGAGUCUGCUCUCUCAGGUACCACGCCUCUUCCUCCCCUCAUUCUCUACGAACUUGGUGAGUGGAGCUGA
This is a messenger RNA of Closterium sp. NIES-65, 1371 nucleotides long. The record is from the annotation of a GenBank genome assembly. NCBI's taxonomy places the organism in Eukaryota, Viridiplantae, Streptophyta, Zygnematophyceae, Desmidiales, Closteriaceae.